Messenger RNA from Uranotaenia lowii, 2883 nucleotides. RefSeq lists its product as uncharacterized. The transcript has 2 exons. Bases 1 to 2883 code for a protein of 960 amino acids. Lineage: Eukaryota; Metazoa; Arthropoda; Insecta; Diptera; Culicidae. The record is from RefSeq and is a predicted model, not a curated record.
AUGGAGCACGGUCUACUGAAAGAACUUGGUCUGAAUGGCACCCCUUAUCCAUUGUGUCUUGACUGGACUGGAGGCCAAAGUCGGGAAGAAAAGGAGUCGGUUGUGCUAGCUUUGAAGAUUUCCGGAACAACCGAAGCAAGUGAAGUGUUCGAAUUGUCGGAGGUUCAUACGGUCAAGGACCUUUCUCUACCGAAGCAGUCAGUUUCAGUUCCGCAAAUGGUGACGAAGUACGGUUAUCUUGAUGGGUUACCCCUACGAUCCUACGAAGGAGCUUCUCCACGAAUCCUUAUAGGGAUGAACAACUGUCGCCUGGGAAGUUCUUUAAGAAGCCUUGAGGGAGAUGAGAACGAGCCGAUGGCAUCCAAGACAAGACUUGGUUGGAUAUUGUAUGGUCCCUGUACAGCGGAGUUUGGUGUUAACGAGUCAGACUAUAGUGGUUACCAUAGCUUCCACAUUUGCCCGUGUAACAAAGAUAGCGAGAAAGAUGUUCAUGAAGCCCUGAAGGAGUACUUCUCAAUCGAGUCGAUGGGAAUCUAUGGAUCUUCGAGGUCACUUCUCUCUAAGGACGAAGAAAGCGCGUUGAAGAUUUUGUCUACUGAAACGCGUCUUAUUGGAAACCGUUACGAGACUGGAUUGUUGUGGCGAUACGAUCAACUAAAGUUACCGAACAGCAAAGGAAUGGCUCUGAAGCGUCUUGCCUGUUUAGAAAAACGACUGAAGCGAGAGCCUGAAUUAGCAGCGGCUAUGUCAGCAAAGAUGUCCGAGUACGAGGAGAAAGGUUAUAUUCGGCGACUAUCGAUCCAGGAAAAAGCGGAGAAACAUCCAAACGACUGGUAUUUGCCGAUAUUUCCUGUUACGAAUCCGAACAAGCCCGGUAAGAUGCGUAUCGUGUUUGACGCAGCAGCCAAAGUCAACGAAGUAUCGCUAAACUCGUUCCUUCUUACGGGACCUGAUCAGCUAGUAUCCCUGUUAACUGUCCUCUUCAAGUUUCGUGAAUUUCGCAUCGCAGUCGUGGGAGACAUCCGAGAGAUGUUCUUUCAAGUAAAGAUGAAAAAGCAGGACCAGCGAAGCCAGAUGAUAUUGUGGCCCAAUACAGCUGCAGUCGAAGAUCCAGAGGUGUACGUGGUAACAGUAAUGACUUUCGGAGCGGCAUGUUCUCCAAGCAGUGCGCAUUACGUCAAGAACCGGAACGCUGACAGAUUCGAGGAACAACACCCUAGGGCAGUUCAGUGUAUUAAGUACGAGCACUACGUGGAUGACAUGUUGGCAAGCGUAGAAACCGAAGAAGGUGCGACGAAAUUAGCUGAAGAAGUUCGUUGGAUUCACGCACAAGGAGGGUUCGAGAUAAGAAACUGGCAUUCUAACUCAAGUUACGUUAUCGAAAACCUACAAGAAAAACCUACCGUGGAGAAAAACAUGAGCUUCUGUCCGGAGAUGUCAACGGAGAAAGUCCUCGGAAUGUGGUGGGACACAACUACUGAUACGUUUACGUUCAAGUUAUCACCGAAACACGAUGCAGAACUACUUUCCGGAGCAAGGAUGCCAACGAAACGUGAAGUCUUGAGAACUUUGAUGACUGUAUACGACCCUAUGGGACUCAUCGGCAACUUUCUCAUUUAUUUGAAAAUCCUGCUCCAGGAGAUUUGGCGUUCCGGAACCGGUUGGGACGAUGAGAUCGACUCGAGGUUGACCGAGAAGUGGUUAACAUGGAUUGAAGCGCUGCCGAAUGUUCGUCAAGUUACUAUCCCACGCUGUUACCGAACUGUGACGUCCAUCGAGUCAACCAACAGUGUGGAGCUGCAUGUUUUCUGCGAUGCCAGUGAAAAUGGAAUAGCUGCCGUUGCCUACUUUAAAUUCCAAGAAGGAGAUAAGGCGGAAUGUGCGCUGAUUGGAUCAAAGACCCGUGUAGCCCCGUUGAAGUUCCUCUCUAUUCCUCGUCUUGAGUUGCAGGCCGCAGUAGUUGGAGCACGCUUUGCCGAUAGUAUUGUCAAGUCACACAGAAUGAAGAUUACACGACGAGUUUUCUGGACUGAUUCCCGUGAUGUAGUGUGCUGGUUACGGUCUGAUCAUCGACGAUACAGCCAAUUUGUUGCGUUUAGGGUCAGCGAACUUCUUGAUACCACACAAGUAGGAGAAUGGAGAUGGCUUCCAACUAAGCAGAACGUAGCGGAUGAAGGAACAAAGUGGCAAAGAUUGCCGAACUUUCAGCCGAGCAGUCGUUGGUUCCGAGAACCAGACUUCCUACUAGAACCCGAAGAUUCGUGGCCUGGCGACGCUGGAGAUCAAGGAACGACGAUGGAAGAGAUCCGUGCUAGCGUUCUUCACCACCAAGGAGCCAAACCACUGAUCAUCUCUUUCGAACGUUUUUCGAAAUGGCAACGACUUUUGCGAUCUGUCGGAUACUUACACCGUUAUUUCAUCAACUUCCAGAACACCGUUAGAAAAACCACACUAGUGAGAGGCGCUCUGACACAGGAGGAGUUGAAAUCAGCUGAGAACACAAUCUACCGAUGUGUUCAGCAGCAGGCUUACUCGGACGAAGUUCGAUUGAUACGCAGUCGAGUACAAGGAGCUUCACCCUGGGAACGUACGUUGCCGAAAUCCAGUGCUCUCUACAAACUAAAUCCAGUCAUCGAUGAGCACGGUGUUCUACGAAUGCAAGGACGUAUCGGCGCCUGCGAAUGGGCAGAUGAGGCCACGAAAAACCCAGUUAUACUCCCGAGGCAACAUCACGUAACAAACCUGUUGAUCGCUGACUACCACGCUAAGUACCAUCAUCAGAAUCAUCAAACCGCAUUGAAUGAGAUUCGACUUAAUCCGCAGGGUUCGACCAGGGCACCUUCAACAUUCUGUGGGGACUGGUUUUUCAGUUUAAGAGAUUGA